UACUAGUUGAUUUAAACUAUACAGCGUGUUAUGAAGAACACUGGAUACUGGGAUUUGGCCAACACCAGCCAUACCCAUCGCAUAGUGCUGGUUGCCCCCAUUCAGAAUCCAGCUGAUCAGGUAGAAGAGUGUCCAGAAGAAGGCAGGUCCCUCUACAGCCUCUCCCUGACAGAAUCAGAAGUUGGUCAAUCAAACUCCUGUAACCUUCUGUCUCUUGGUGAUGAUGGUUCUUUUGGCGGGGACCUUUUUGAUAACCUCUCUGCUGAAGAUGUAAUCAUACUUCCUGAUGAACCAAUGAGGCAGAGGUCCACAGUGUACCCUGACAUCACCACACCUCCCACUGAGUGGGACAGUCGCUACCUGGACCAGGGUGAGCAGAGCCUCCAAGACUUCAGCAAGGAGGGCGGUUGUCUGCAGAAGACCACCAAAUACCAGACAGGUGGAUUUCUGCAAGCCUUGAAGGAGAAGUGUUUGUUCUCUGGGAGAAAGCAAGCCAUUGAGUUGGAGGAGAGGCCUCAGACAACAAUUGGUAAUGUGAGAAGCCUGGAGGCCCACCAGUUUCAUGGGGAGAUGUUCUGUCAGGUCAAGCGGAGCCAUAGAUUUCCUGCUUUGGAUAAACUGGCUGAGGACAAAUUCCAUAGGUUGGGCAGUGUCCAGUGCUAUAGCACUACAUGCUGGCAUGAGGACAGCCCCUUGUCUGACAGUGAAGAUGAGUGGCAGCAUUCUGAUUGGUUGGGUGAAACCACUUCUGUUCAGACCUGGUCUUCUUAUGACGUAUCCACUGCCUCUCCCAGUCCUGGAGCUCCCCACCUGACUCCCAUCCCUAAUGGUCAUCAAAUGACAGAUGACACAAGGUCUUUGGCCCCUCCGAGCCCCGACUGGCCACUGUUCAUGACCUGGGAUCCCCGUUCUCCAUUAGCUGGCAGAUCACUGAUGUCUUUGGAAGACAUCAGUGAUCUUGUGGUCCCAUUUUCUGGAGAGGAUAACAAAUCCCUGUUCUCUGCCAACCCUUUUGGGGACUCCUAUCUGAAGCCUACCAUUGACACAUUUCUGAACAAUCAAGCCCAUGGACGGGACAUGGCAACCACACAGGAAGAGAAAGGCAACAAGGAAGUGAAACAAGGCAUUUCCAGCCAGCAGGAGAGUGAGGGUAGUGAGAUUCUGGUUGCUCAGAAGAAAGGCAAAAAGAGUCUGAGGAAGAGUCCCUCAUCUCCACAGUCCUGCUUCCCUGCCCUGGACCUCCCCUUUACUGCUUCCUUGGAUUCAGUUCCAGACUUGCUUGCCCAGCCCCUGCUCUCAUGCUCCACCUUAGUCUCAGUUCCUGGUUCUCUGCUACCCACCCAAGCUUCCUCUGGCCUGCACCUCACCUCCUCCCCUGCCUUCUAA
Messenger RNA from Esox lucius (northern pike), 1386 nucleotides. RefSeq lists its product as uncharacterized. Bases 31 to 1386 code for a protein of 451 amino acids. The transcript is spliced from 6 exons. Lineage: Eukaryota; Metazoa; Chordata; Actinopteri; Esociformes; Esocidae. The record is from RefSeq and is a predicted model, not a curated record.